Molecule: messenger RNA, 747 nt
Organism: Fulvia fulva
Lineage: Eukaryota; Fungi; Ascomycota; Dothideomycetes; Mycosphaerellales; Mycosphaerellaceae
Product: Ubiquitin carboxyl-terminal hydrolase isozyme L3
Exons: 1
Coding region: 1-747 (248 amino acids)
Biological process (GO): protein deubiquitination; ubiquitin-dependent protein catabolic process
Cellular component (GO): cytoplasm
Molecular function (GO): cysteine-type deubiquitinase activity
Source: RefSeq, a predicted model, not a curated record
AUGUCCGUCGAAACCAGCAAGCGCAACAAGCGCUUCAUCCCGCUCGAAAACAACCCAGAAGUCAUGACAUCCCUCCUCCACAAGCUCGGUCUCUCGCUCAACCUCGCCUUCCACGAUGUCUUCUCCAUCGAUGACCCCGACCUUCUCGCCUUCGUACCACGUCCAGCGCAUGCCCUUCUGCUGGUCUUCCCCGUCUCAGACACGUACGAGAAGUUCCGCCGCAGUGAAGACCUCAACAAGCAAGAGUACGAAGGACACGGCCCGGCCGAAGACGUGAUCUGGUACAAGCAAACCAUCGGCAACGCCUGCGGUCUCAUCGGUCUUCUCCACGGCGUCAGCAACGGCACGGCACGACCUUACGUACAAGAGGGAACGGACCUGGACAAACUGAUCAAGUCGGCAGUGCCACUGAAGCCGGUCGAGAGGGCGGAGCUGUUGGAGGAGACGGAGGAGUUGGAGAAGGCACACCAGGCUGCUGCUGCGACAGGGGACACGGCACCACCACAGGCAGAGGACAGCAUUGAUUUGCACUACGUUUGUUUUGUGAAGGGUGGGAAUGGACAUUUGUGGGAGAUGGAUGGCAGGCGGAAGGGACCGCUGGAUCGAGGCGAGAUGCCGGCCGAUGAGGAUGUACUGGGACCUACGGCGCUGGAGAAGGGUGUGAGGGCUUUCUUGAAGCGGGAGGAGGAGGCUGGAGGUGGAGAGUUGAGGUUCAGUCUGAUCGUGCUGGCUGAGGCGUUGGAUUGA